This is a messenger RNA of Peronospora matthiolae, 939 nucleotides long. The record is from the annotation of a GenBank genome assembly. NCBI's taxonomy places the organism in Eukaryota, Oomycota, Peronosporomycetes, Peronosporales, Peronosporaceae.
AUGAAAGUCUUGGUUUUCUCGAUCUUUAGUCUUUCUGCGGCCUUGCCAGCAUCAGCUGGUACCCCCAAGUACGACGAGGACCUCGGCUGCUGGCCAAUCAGCGUCGAGCGUGACGCCACCUACUGCAUCGACGGGCCCGUCUGCAGCGGCGAAGGCUCGUCGCCUGCCGGAUCCUCGUGCCCUGCCAAAGGUGAUGUGGCGAUCGCCGACUGUGACUCGAAUGUCACUCGCGACAGUGUCGGCGACUACUGCGAGCUGUCAGUCGACACCGUCUGUGAGGUCAUUCACACGGGGGCCUGGGGAUGCGUCAUCCCAACAAACGACCACGCCGACGCUUCUAAACAUAACCGUCCGCACCACCGUAACUCGUACGACCGUAACUCGCACGACCGUAACUCGCACCGCGGUGCCCAUCACCACGGUAACUCCCACGACGGUAACUUCAAAGACCGACACUCCCACCAUGGCGAUGACUCCCACUACGGUAGUCAGAACCAAGACUCGUCCUACUAUAACAGCGACAGUGGUAGCUACAACAGCGGCAGCUACGAAGGUGAUGACAACCACAGCAACUGCCACCACAUGAGCGAUCGACAAAACAGCGACAGCUAUGGAGAGGGCAAGUACAACAGCGGUAACCACAUGAGCGACCACCACCACAUCAGCAACAACCACAACGAUAGCAACAACCGCAACUACAACAGCAACAACCACAACAGCAACAGCUACGGAGAGAACGAGUCCGCCAAUCACGACGGCAAGAAUGACAACACCAACGAUGACAAGAACAGCAACAACGACAAGAACGACGACGACACCGAGGACAACAACAGAUACGAAGGUGGCCACCGCACCAGCGAUUACCACAAGAGCGGUGGAUAUGGAGAAGCUAGCUACAACGGCGGCCACCACAACAGUGGUAGCUACGAGAAGUGGUAG